CGCCCGGGGCUCGGGGCGGUGAGGCCCGGGGCGCGGGGUAGCUAUGGCGACGGCGAGCGCGGCCCGCGGCGCCGCCUGACAGGUGUGGGCCCCCGCGGCGGCGGCGGCGCGGAGCAGCAUGUACGCCAAGGGGGGCAAGGGUUCGGCCGUGCCCUCCGACAGCCAGGCCCGCGAGAAGUUGGCGCUGUACGUCUAUGAGUACCUGCUGCACAUCGGUGCCCAGAAGUCAGCCCAGACCUUCCUGUCUGAGAUCCGAUGGGAGAAGAACAUCACGCUGGGGGAGCCUCCCGGGUUCCUGCACUCCUGGUGGUGCGUCUUCUGGGACCUGUACUGCGCAGCGCCCGACCGGAGAGAGGCCUGCGAGCACUCAGGCGAGGCCAAGGCCUUCCAGGACUAUAGCGCUGCAGCUCCCAGCCCUGUGAUGGGGAGCAUGGCCCCAGGUGACGCAAUGGCUGCAGGCCCCAUGGCGGCAGGCUUCUUCCAGCCCUUCAUGUCACCGCGGUUCCCAGGGGGCCCCCGGCCCACCCUGCGGAUGCCGAGUCAGCCUCCCGCGGGCCUCCCUGGCUCCCAGCCCCUCCUCCCUGGCACCAUGGAGCCCUCCCCACGAGCCCAGGGGCAUCCGAGCAUGGGCGGCCCAAUGCAGAGGGUGACGCCUCCUCGGGGCAUGGCCAGCGUCGGGCCCCAGGUAAGAGGGAGCCCUGGUGGGUGGGACCCUCGGACUGUCCCCGGUCUGCCUCUCACGGCCCCUUUGCCUCCCCAGAGCUACGGAGGUGGCAUGCGGCCCCCACCCAACUCCCUUGCCGGCCCAGGCCUGCCUGCCAUGAACAUGGGCCCAGGAGUUCGAGGCCCAUGGGCCAGCCCCAGUGGAAACUCGAUCCCCUACUCCUCCUCAUCCCCCGGCAGCUACACGGGACCCCCAGGAGGAGGUGGGCCCCCUGGAACGCCCAUCAUGCCUAGCCCUGGAGAUUCCACCAACUCCAGUGAGAACAUGUACACCAUCAUGAACCCCAUUGGGCAGGGCGCCGGCAGGGCUAAUUUCCCCAUCGGCCCCGGCCCGGAGGGCCCCAUGGCCGCCAUGAGCGCGAUGGAGCCACACCACGUGAACGGAUCCCUGGGCUCGGGCGAUAUGGACGGGUUGCCGAAGAGCUCCCCCGGCGCCGUGGCCGGCCUGAGCAACGCCCCGGGCACCCCGCGGGACGACGGCGAGAUGGCGGCCGCCGGGACCUUCCUGCACCCGUUCCCGAGCGAAAGCGUAAGCGACUGCGUCGACUCUCCCCCCGCGGCGGCGUCGGGCCGGAGGGGCCUGGCGGGCAGGCCCCGGCGGGGCGGCCGGGGGGCCAGAGCAAGACCGUGACCGCGGCGGGCCAGUACUCGCCAGGGAUGACCAUGAGCGUGUGAUGGGGCGGCAGCCCCGGGCCUCUGCAGGCCUAGGCUUCUGCCCAGCGCCCCUCCUCAGGGCGAGGGGCUGAGGUCACACCUCGGGCACCUGGACUCCUGGCCAAUCAAGGCUUACCCAGCUGGGAGGCCCCACAUGAAAGACUUUUAUCAUUUUAUUAAAAACGCAAGGACCUCAGAGACGUUCUUUUCUGUAUGGACCCUUCCUGCCAUUUGUAUUUUGUUCCAGAAAGAAGGGCUCUUUGGGAGUCCCCUCUCUCCAGGACGUCAGGGGGUGGGCUCCAACAAUAAAUGGAAGCUGGUUUUGGUUUUUGGUA
This is a messenger RNA of Saimiri boliviensis boliviensis (Bolivian squirrel monkey), 1712 nucleotides long. It is a transcript of the gene SSBP4, whose product is annotated as single stranded DNA binding protein 4. Gene Ontology annotation, biological process: positive regulation of transcription by RNA polymerase II. The record is from RefSeq and is a predicted model, not a curated record. NCBI's taxonomy places the organism in Eukaryota, Metazoa, Chordata, Mammalia, Primates, Cebidae. Gene Ontology annotation, cellular component: nucleus. Gene Ontology annotation, molecular function: single-stranded DNA binding; protein binding.